Molecule: messenger RNA, 5952 nt
Organism: Micropterus dolomieu (smallmouth bass)
Lineage: Eukaryota; Metazoa; Chordata; Actinopteri; Centrarchiformes; Centrarchidae
Gene: scarf2
Product: scavenger receptor class F, member 2
Exons: 11
Coding region: 535-3378 (947 amino acids)
Molecular function (GO): scavenger receptor activity
Source: RefSeq, a predicted model, not a curated record
UUAUGGAUUAGGUGCUUCUCCUCAGAGAGUAAAAAGCGAAAGGCAGCUAAUUUUCUGUACUCCUUUGUCAAGAUUAUCAUUAAUCUACAUGUUUCCAGACGCGUUGAGGGCAUUAUGUUGGGGGAAAAGUUGUUUUUAUGUCAUUAUGAGUCGGGUCUGGACAUCAGCAGUAAAUGAUGGCCUUUUUUAGAAACUUUGAUGGAAUAUUCGACGCACUGCAGGAGAACAACUUUUAUCAAGAAUACUGUGAUUUGCAAGUUUUGGUUUUCUGACUUUUUUUCUUUUUCAACUGUUGGCUUGGUAUUUCAGUCGCUGGUUACUUUUUCGCUGCCGAGUUUCUCGAUGGAGUUGGUGGCCAGAGUUUUUUAAUCACCUUUUUCGACCAGGAUUUGAUAUUUAUAAUGUAGAUCCAUCUGGAGUAUGUGCCUAAAACAAAUCGAAGUGUUUGAAAUCCAGUGAAAAUCCUUCGCCACUUCUGGAGAAAGGGAAAUGCGGAGAAAAAACGGCGUCUAGAAGGAUGCUGUUGCUUGUACAAUGGAAGUGAAGAACUCUUUAGCUGUUGUUGCGGUGGCUUGUCUCUUCUUUUGCUCCACUUUCAGCCAAGAACUCAACCCUAAAGGCAGAAAUGUAUGCAAAGCACCUGGAUCAUCAGGAGUGUGCUGCAGCGGAUGGGGACAGCUAGGGGAUGAAUGCCUGACACCUCUCUGUGAAGGCAACUUCACUUGCAAGGAAAAUGAGGUGUGUGUCAGGCCGAAUGAAUGUCGCUGUCGCCAUGGAUACUUUGGAGCUAGCUGUGACACUAAGUGCCCUGCCCAGUUCUGGGGCCCUGACUGCAAGGGGAAAUGUAAUUGCUACCCCAAUGGCCAGUGCGAUGACUUGACCGGCGAGUGUACCUGCAACCAUAAUCGUUGGGGACCUAACUGCGAGAAUCCUUGCUUAUGCCAAAAGGGCAAGUGUGACCAAGAGACCGGCAAAUGCACAUGUCACCCUGGUGCCUGGGGUCCCCAGUGCAACAACAACUGCUACUGCAGCAUCAACUCCAUUUGCGAUGCUAUGACAGGGCGAUGUAUGUGCAAUCCUGGUUGGACGGGGAGGAACUGUGCAAUCCAAUGUAACUGUAACAAUUCACCCUGCGACCAGUUCACGGGACGCUGCCAGUGCCGGGAGAGGCUGUGGGGCCCACGGUGUGAACGAUACUGCCAGUGCGUCCACGGCAAGUGCAACCAGGCGGAUGGCUCAUGUACCUGCACACCAGGAUACCGUGGGAAGUUCUGCAGGGAGCCGUGUCCUGCCGGGUUCUAUGGUCAAAACUGCAGGAACAGGUGUGGGCACUGCAAGGGCCAGCAGCCUUGUAAGGUGACAGAGGGGCGCUGCAUCACCUGCGACAGAGGCUGGAAUGGGACACGGUGUGACCAGCUCUGCUUCAAAGGCUUUUUUGGCGAAAACUGCCAGGAAGUGUGUCCCACCUGCAAAGACGGUCACCACUGCGACCCCACUCAUGGGACGUGCUCUCACUGUAACCCUGGCUGGAUCGGGGACAGGUGUGAGGUGCUUUGCCCCAAUGGCACAUAUGGCGAGAACUGUGAGAACAACUGCAGUCACUGUUUUAAUGGCAUCUGUCAUGUUGUCACCGGAGAGUGCCUGUGUGACCCGGGGUUUUAUGGCACCUACUGCAAUAUGACCUGUCAACCUGGCCAGUUUGGAGUGAACUGCAACCAAACCUGCUCUUGCAAUGACAAGAACUGUGAUCCUGUGUCUGGUACUUGCUAUCUCCAGCCCAACCAGCGGAUGGGUGUGAUUGCGGCUGGAACCCUGGUCUCCUUUUUACUGAUUGUCCUUCUCUCACUGCUGUGCUGCUGCUGCCUCUGUCGACACAAAGACGACCACAACAAAAAAGCCAAGCGGAUCCUGUGUGGACGAUUCAGCCGAAUCAGCACUAAACUUCCCCGUAUUCCACUGAGGCGACAGAAACUGCCCAAAGUAGUUGUGGCCCACCAUGACCCAGAGAACACCUUCAACUGCAGCUUCAUCGAGCCCCCUUCAGUGGCCGAGCAGCCUUCCCCCUCCUCCUGGUCGUCCCAGGAGUCUUUCUCUUCCUUUGAGAGCGGAGACGAGGGGCCAGUUUACUGUGUGCCCCAUGAAGAAUCUGUGAACGAAAGCAAAGAGAAACACAGCCUCAGCCCGGCAGCAGAGAGGUCAGAAGCUAUCCCUAAUGAAGAGGAUGCAGGGGAGUACACCUCCCUGAAAGACACCAGUGUCACAAAGCCAGAUGGCAGCGAACAGCCCCUUCUCAAGUCCUCUGACAGUGAAGGCUCCACCAGUGGCUCUGAGUCCACUACUGCGGCCCUCUACGCCCGCAUUGCCCGCCUAUCCAAGCAGUCCAAGGAGGACGAUAUCAGCGGCAAGGAUGGGGAUAGCACCCCUAUACCAGAGGCUAAGCGCAAUGGAAAGCCACCACCUUCACCUGGCAAGCCCAAACCUCGCCCACCAGACCCGUCUACUAAGCCCAAAGUAUCAUGGAUACAUGGAAAUACUACAGGCUCUCCCCAGUCAGAGCAGCAGGGACAGGGGGGGAUGAAGGUGCUUGCAGUGCCAAAGGAGAAGAAGAGGAGCUCCAGUGAUGGCUCAGCCAAGAGUGAGGAACGGCAGAAAAUGAAGGAGAAGAGCCGUGAGCAACCGAAGAAAGAGGGAAAGGGGGCAGACAUAAAUGGUUCGCCCAGCAAACACAAACCACUGCGAGGUAAGAAGUCUGGGGACGAGCACAGCAGUCCCAGUCACAUGGAGCAUAUCAAUGGUGUGGUUCAGAAUGCCCUCAAGAAGAUAAGUAACUUCCACAGCUCCUCAUCUGAGAAGAAGAGUGCUGACAGUCCAAAGGAGACCCCCAAGGAGCCACCCAAGAGCCCCAAGGUUAUUCACCCGCAUAUGAACUCUGAGGCUGCCACACUCCUGGCUGCUCAGCUCAAGGAGAAAACCCAAAGCAUCAACAGGAAUGAGGGAACAGGUCUGACGAAGACCAAUGGUCUCUCCACACCCAAGGGAAACAGAGAGAAGCCAACACCUCCACAGAAAGCCAAGAGGACCCCCUCCAGUGGAUUGAAUCAGCAGGGCUCCACCAAGCCCCUGUUGCCCACCUCAAGCAGCCUCCAGAAGAUGGUGGCACCGGUCACCACCGACCUUGGGACCCCUGAAGCCAAGAGCCCGGAGAAGCAGGACUUGAACGGCUCUAGGGCAGGGGAUCCAAUGUUGGAUUCUACACCAAAGAAGACUCCGAUAAAAAAGCCACCCAGGAAGAAAGGCAAGGAGGGUACUUUGGAUACAUCGGAAAGUAAAAUACCCCAGCAAAAGACAGCGAUUAUGCCACCCCAGGUAGUGAAAUAAAUGUUUUUAAAGACAAAUGGCCAAAGUUUGUGAUGGAUAUCAAAGAGACUAAAAUGGAUUUGUCCAAAGAGGAAUUUUAUAUUUUUUCUGUGUGAGUAUGUUGUGACUCCAGGACCAGUCAAGAGUGAGAAAGGCCUUUAAAUUGAGAGCGCAGUUGAAUCGUAUUGGUGAGUUGUAUUAUAAUGACCUCUAUACAACAUUGUAUUUCAUUUCAAGAAUCCUUUUUUGUGUAACAACUAUGUAUCAAUCUCACACCACAACCUGUGGAUCAGCUGGACACUGAAAACAGUGCUGCACACUCAUAAUCCACAGUUCAUUCAUCUCUAUUCCUCUGCAGUAUGUCCACCACUAUAUUUAUAUAUGGAUUACAUUUGAGAUUGAGUAACUGUAAUUUGACAUGCAGGUAUCGAAAAAAUAGCUAUUUUUAUGGACACUCUCCACGGGUACUGAAGGUACUGAAAAUAACAAGAAAAUUAGAUCCUCUAAGGAUUGCAAGCUAUUUUUUGUUUUGUUUUGUUUUGGACCAACAUGCACAAAAACAGUUCUACCUUAAGUCACCCUAAAUUAGAAAUAAUCCUCAUUCUUGAUGUCAAAGCUGUUCUUUGCAGAUAAGGGUCUACUUAAUUAUUAUCAAUUAAGAGUCACAUUUAAAAGUUUCAGUGUGACUUGUUAGAGAACGUUGUCUUUAGCAGAGAAAGCACCUUUUUAUGUUCCUUCUCUAUUUUGCUACCAGAGAAACUUCCAGGUUGAUUUACUAUGUUAUUAGGAUUACUUCUCUUUAAUCAGCUAAAUUCAAUACCUCCAAAGUACACAAGUUAUGCUACAAUGAAGACUGAAUUGUCUUCUGUGCUCAUGAGUCACCUUCAAUUCCUGACUGAGCUUUAGCUUUGGUUUCAAAGCUAUUCUCUACAGAAAUGUUACAUUUUUGGAUUAAACAUUUUUGCUCUCUUUUGUCCAACUAUGUCAGACACGGUUUGUUGAAACCCAAACAAGAGCUUUGAUCUUUCUGCAAAAAGGGCUGUUUUAAACCUUUUUCAUACUUCUGUUAACACCAAAUCACCAGAAUGUGUUCUUACUGUACAUUUUAUUCAGUCAGCUUAACCACUAAACCAAAAAUAAAAUCCUAAGCUAUGCCAUGUCCUCACUUAUGUCAUGCUUAUAAAUCACUUUAAACUCACUCACUUUCUCUGUAAUACAUCAACAUCUGCAGUUUCCCUUUGCUGUAUUUAAGAAAACAUACUGCAGGACAAAUCCUCCAUGUAGAUCAGAUGCAAUAGAUAGUUCCGUUAAAGUAAUAAAUAUUAGUAUCAUUUUCCCCAGAUGAGACUACAGAAAGAGACUGCCAUGUGCUCUUUUGGUUUAGUUGAGAAACUAGGUCAAUAUCGCCAUCGCCUAUUCUCAUUUCUGAAUUUGUUUAUGCCAUUGGGGUAUUGUGUGAAAAAAACUGUUAAAGAUGUUUUGUCCCUUAAGUAUCAUAUUAUUUUAAGCUAGUAGAUUCAUGCUGAAGUAAUACUGUGCUUUAAUUUCAUUGUUUUAAGGUAAGAUUGUAAGGCUAAAUGGUACCGUGCCUCAAGUGUUAAAAUGUGCCUCAACUGUGGAUCAGUUUAAGCAAAAGAAGCUUUGUUUGCCUAAAUGUUGUUGCCAACUUUUUCAAGUGUUGAUCAUGAAAUAAGUAAACCAAAAAAGGUGGUGGGGUGGUAUACUAAAACUGGACAAAUUCAGCUUGUCAAGAGGAAAAAUCUUUUAAUUCCAGUUAUUGGUGGAUAGCUUUUUUGAAAGUAGCACUCAAAAUAAGAGCUAUGUACAAAGGAUGAUAGGUAUGCAUGCAGCAAGUUAACAUGCCAUGGUUAAAAUGGUAUGUUUUGAGCUGAAGAAUAUCUUCAUUCACAGCUAAUUUGAAAAAUUGUCUUGGUUUUAUGUAUUUUUUAUCAAGGUACAACACAUUUCUCUGGUUAUUUUUUCAACAUUUUCUACUUGUAUACAUUGUGUACUUUUUAUUAUCUUUGUAAGCUGUGCUUAUAUGACCUUUGUAGUUUUCCUUGGUGUCAAUGAACUGGCUUUCAUGUUUUAUUUGCUUUUUUUGUAUGUUGCUUAUUUUUGGCUCCGAAGCAAAACUACAGUAUGAUUACUUUACUCCUGUAAAGUUUACAUUGGCUUUGUAAUUGUUCUCUGUUGAUGUUAUUGUUUGUGUAACACUUAACUGCAUGACGCAGAGUGUAAUUAUAUGGCAUUAAUAGCUGCACAGGAAACAUGUAACCUUCUCCCCCCAAUUGUUAUUAUUGUCUCCCAUAAAAAAAUAACUCAUACAGAAAGGAUUGUACAAUACUACUAUGAUACCACUGUUGAAACAAUUUCAUAUACUUAAAACCAUAGCAUUGUGUAAUUAUGAAGUGGCAAUUUUUAUCUGACUGGCCCUGCCUGUUUUUAUAGGCUUACAGUGCAUUUUUGUAAAGAAGGGCCUGAAAAGCUGCAAAACAUUACCAACUGUAAGGUAUAUUUUGUCUUUUGUGGUUUGUUUUUACCAUCUUUGAUUUGCAUUUGUGUAUGGACAUUAAAUUGGUGUUUCCUCAUUUA